Molecule: messenger RNA, 1512 nt
Organism: Erythranthe guttata (spotted monkey flower)
Lineage: Eukaryota; Viridiplantae; Streptophyta; Magnoliopsida; Lamiales; Phrymaceae
Product: receptor-like cytoplasmic kinase 176
Biological process (GO): protein phosphorylation
Molecular function (GO): ATP binding; protein kinase activity
Source: RefSeq, a predicted model, not a curated record
GAGAGAGAGAGAGAGAGAGAGAGAGAGAGCCCUUAGCUGAAAAAAAUGAAUACUUGUGUUUGUGUUUGAAUUCUUGAGCUGUUUAAUUAACAGAGAUUUUGAGUUAAUUUUUUGAGGGGUUUGUUUCAGAGUUUGUGAUGGGGAUUUGCUGGAGCAACCAGAUUAAGGCUGAGAGUAAUUUUCUUAGUGGCACAGAUGUAGGUGCUACUUCAUCGAAAAUGGUGAGUGGAGAUGGGACCGAGUUAAGUAACUCUAGCAGCAAAACUUCUUCAGCAUCUAUACCUCCAACUCCUCGAAGCGAAGGCGAAAUAUUGAAUUCAUCAAACAUGAAAAGCUUCCAACUUUUUGAUCUUAAGGCAGCCACUAGAAACUUCCGUCCGGACAGUGUAAUAGGCGAAGGUGGUUUCGGUUCCGUUUUCAAGGGAUGGAUCGACGAGCAUUCACUCGCUGCAUCAAGGGCUGGCUCUGGUAUUGUAAUUGCCGUUAAGAGGCUCAAUCAAGAUGGGUGGCAAGGUCACAAGGAGUGGUUGGCUGAAAUUAAUUAUUUGGGGCAGCUUAGACAUCCUAAUCUCGUAAAAUUGAUCGGUUACUGUCUAGAGGAUGACCAAAGGCUAUUGGUCUACGAGUUCAUGCCAAAGGGUAGCAUGGAGAAUCACCUAUUCAGAAGAGGUUCUUUCUUCCAGCCACUUUCGUGGGGACUACGGAUGAAGAUUGCUCUUGGUGCUGCUAGAGGUCUUGCAUUUCUUCAUAGUGACGAAGCUAAAGUAAUCUAUCGGGACUUCAAGACUUCUAAUAUUCUGCUCGAUUCGAAUUACAACGCAAAACUUUCCGAUUUUGGAUUGGCUAGAGACGGGCCCACUGGCGAUAAGAGUCAUGUCUCGACUAGAGUCAUGGGAACUCACGGAUAUGCUGCACCGGAGUAUCUAUCCACAGGUCAUUUAACUGCAAAGAGCGACGUGUACAGCUUCGGCGUAGUACUUGUGGAGAUAUUAUGUGGUAAGAAAGCAAUAGACAAGAAUCGACCACCGGGCGAACAUAACUUGGUGGAGUGGGCAAAGCCUUAUUUGACCAAUAAACGGAGGAUUCUUCGAGUUUUGGAUAAUCGUUUAGAAGGACAGUAUUCAUUGGCUCAUGCUGUGAAGGCAGCUCAGCUCGCUCUUCAGUGCUUAUCCACAGAAGCCAGAUCGAGGCCUAGUAUGGAUGAAGUGGUAACAGCUUUAGAGCAACUUCAAGACUCGAAUACUAAUAUUCAAAAGAAUCAUCGGUUGAAUAGACACGGUAAAACGAAUAGCGGGCCUAAUUCCGAGCCCAAGUCCCAUAGAAGAAAUGCGCAAGAAACACAUAAAGUACAGGCUUACCCUAGACCAAAGUUGGUGUAGUGGUAAGAAUUCUAUUUGUGAAGAUGUUCGAUUGCUUGUUGUUUGUCUUGAAAAUUCUUGUUAAUUGUAGCUAAGAAACUUGGUUAUGAUAAUAUUUGUUACUUAAGCUUGUUUAUUCAUUAUUUGCAUUUGU